CGCCUAAGUAUUCCAUCUCUCUCCAACUACAUUCAACUCCUCGUCUAGACUGCACGAACUGUUUGUAUCGCAAGCUCUAUUUGCUUGUUGCACUUUUUGAAUAAAUCAUACAUCAUCGACUUGGCACUACUCUGCGCGACUUUCACAUUAUCUUGAAUCAAGCUCAAUCGACGCAAUUGCUAACAAUAAACAACUUGUCAUUGGAUCUUCAACAUGCGGCUUCCGCCUUUGUUUUUUACGACCGGCUCUGCUUGCGAUUAGAGCCCGCAGCAGUUCCUUACUCUUGCCAACAACGACUCGCGGGAAUGCUCUUCUACGCGUUCCUCGAGUCUGGAUAUAUACAGUGACACACUCUCCAUUACUAUGAAUGACUUCUCCCAGCAGGAGCAGCCCACCAGUGAUACCUUCGAUUUCUCUGACAAUGGGGCUCUCCGACCGCCACUCAACCCCCAAUUUCAACCCCGUUUCCAACCGCAACCGAGUCGUCAUGGCGGUGGCGUCUUUACCGUCGGCUCAUCCGACAUGGCUCACAUUGCGAACGUUGACCGCAAUGAGUACUCGGACGAAGACAUUGGAAUUAUGUACGAAAUAGUCGUCAGGGCCGAAACCAUCCUAGCUGAAGAUCUCACACCAUCUACCGGGCUCCCAAUACAUGCGCUUUUCCUUGCUUACGAGGAGAUUAUCGCGGAACAUGGCCUCGAUCCCAGUGAGCGUCAUAUCAGUAAGCUGGUCUUUAUGGUCGGCUAUAUCAAGAGCGAGAAGUCCAUUAUGGAUAAAUUCAAAGCAGUUAUGGCUCAAAUGAACAUAACUUUGGCAAUUGAGGAGCCGCCGGCCUCUGACAACGGACAUGGAUAUCGUGAAGGCUCCUAUGCUGGUAGCGAUUCAGAGGACUUUCGUAGUACCGAUGACGAGCACACUUCUAUUGCUCGCAUGAGCGAACCCGAAAUUGAUGAUCAUAGGCCUAGCUCUGAGAAUGUGCCAGGUCUAUCGACGGAGCAACUGAACUCGAUCAAAGAGACACAUCUCGCUGACACCGCCCUCGCCUUUGAGAAGCAACGACAUGCUCGCUCUCUGGCUGUGGCCACACUUCGUCGAUGGCAUAACACAGCCCACUAUAUCAAUUAUCUGCGCGGACAAUCGGACGCGAUACGUAGAGCGGAGUUGAGUCAAGCGCUUGCGGACAGGUUCCAUAGCUGGAGGGCUCUUGCCGCCGAGGCUGCGCAAGCAGCACCUAAUCGCGUACCCCAAAACGCGUAUUCAAAGCGUACGGAGAGAAUUGCGAUUAGGGCACACGACAUCUUGUUAACAAAGAAAGCUCUGCUAAAGUGGCGGCAAUCAGCGCAAGCGGAAUACCGGAGAGAUAGAGAGGCCAAAUUACAGGCACAUCGUUUGGCCAAACAAGAAGAGUAUGAGGACGAAGAUUUUAAGGACAAUCCCGAACUUGCUCGUCUUGCACAAAGAGCCCACAAAAAUCUGGUUUUGUCGCAAGCUUUUACGAAAUGGUCAAACAGAGUUGAGGAAGAAGCUGCCAAAGCUGAAGCUGCUUCUAAGGCUUACGAAAUGAGCUUAAAAGCAAAGGCUUUGGGGUUUGCCAGAAAUCGUUCCGCUAUGGAUGAGAUGAGAAAGUUAUUGGCCAGCAAAACGAACGGCGCCGCUGAUUCUGCCGCCAGUCAGACAGCCGCUUCUGGUACCAAGCAGCCUGAACCGGCGGCUCCAGCUGUUGUGAAAUCUGAUGCUCCUGUACCGGUUGCUUCUACAUCCCGUCCUCCACUAGAACGGCCGUUGUCUUCUGCAGCUAUUACCACUUUACUUCAAAGCAGACGCAACCUUGCUGAGAAACGACCUACUUCCUUGGUGGCGCGACCAUCUACUGUGAUUCCUAUCCAUACUGCAGCACCUACCACUACCCCCAUUGAUGAGCCCGCCACAGGUACUACGGCUACUUCCGCUUCACCGGUGGAACCUGUACCUGCCGACAAGCCCGCCCCAGAUGCUGAUAAAUCUGAUGAUGAGCAACCGGAUGAGCGGACUAUGCUAGCCCGAAGACACAUAUUGCGUAUGAGGUAUUUUGGUGCCUGGGAGAGGUACACCAAAGAAAAUGUUGUGAAGGUGGAACAGUUUGAGCAAGAGAAUCAAGACCAACACGUUGCAAGCUCAGUUUCAAGAUGGCGCAACGAAACGGCUUCUCGACAACAGCAGGCUGUCGAGUGUAAUAUCGAAUUUGUUCAGACACAGUGCUACCAAAGGAUGACACAAAUAAUUCCUAAAUGGAGAGAAAAGACCAGCCAAGAAGCAUACCAUCGAGGAAAGGUCCUCGAACACUAUGCCGAACGAGCCGAAUAUUACCAGAAAAUCACGAAGUCGCUUCCCGUUUUAAGAGAGAAAGCAGGGCAAGCUGAGCAGAAAGAGAAGCUGCUGAGGACUUACGCAGAACGUACCAAUUAUUACAUGAGAACUACACAAGCGUUAUCAAUUUGGCGGGAAAGGGCACAUGAGGUAUCACAAGUGCACCAGCUUCAUCAGAGUUACGGGGAGCGGGCCGAUUAUUACUACCGAACCCGAAGCACUCUUUCUACGUGGCAACAUAGAGCCAAGCAAAAACGAAAGGAGAGGCUGAGGGAAGCACAUCUAGAGACACGCCGCAUGGUCAAAAAGAAUAUGGGGGAACGUUGCAUCAGACAAUGGCGCGAAAAACUGGAACCAAGUUACCAGCGCUUCGAAAUCAUGAAUGUAGCCUUGGUAGAAGCCCUUGAGGAUCGUGAGUGGACACACGCGUCCCGGGCCUUCAACACGUGGCGACUUCGGGCUCAAGAGCGAAAAGAAGCGGCAAAUACGGGCGAGGCUAUGCUCAAGCAGAAAGCUCUAGAGCAAUGGCGAGAGAAGGCAACGUUGCAUAGAGAUUUGGAAACAGAGGCUGGAGAGCAUUGGGAAGUAAGGGCAAAGUCGCGGGCGCUGAGGAAUUGGAACCUUGGCUCCCUCCAAGGUGCGAACCGACCAGAAAUGGUUGCCAACGCACUAGAGAAGAAGGAAAGAAGACUUCUACGACAAGGGUUUGAAACAUGGUAUGGACGAACAGCGGACAAACUCGUCCCUGUUGAACUGCCCAACGGGACGUACAGAAACGUAGGUCAAGUAGUUGAAGGUGCGCAACACCAGGCUGCUCAACACCAGGCCCGGGGGCUUCUACAGAGAUGGAAAGCGGCUGCAGCAGACAGCGGGGCGAGUAAAGCGCCAGAUGAAGCAUAUGCGCCAACACCUGGGCGACCACAACUCUUCCUCGGGUCUUAUGGUGGGAGGGAGACCACGACACCCCUUGCACCAGUGCCGAGCUAUACUCGUUGGCAGGCUCGUGAUUCGACGAUGGGCAGGUCGGAAUAUGGAGCAAGAGUUGGUCGUUCAGAGCGCACAAAGAACGCCAAGAAUCUUCGAGUUUCUUGGGCGACUUAGGUGGUAGAUGGAUCAAGUCCAAGUACAUUAAUCUGUUUCAAAUCUGUAGUGAUGAAUCUAGGUGUUCUGGCUACUUCAACAUGGUUAUAUAACUUGAAGCCGCUACAAUAGAUAAUAAACCACCAAUGAGAAGACCUCUGUUGCGUUGACGUUGGUGAUUACCGUACUAGAUCGAUCCUGCCUAGCCGCUCAAACGGUUACUCAAUUGCUUAGGUUGAAACUAAUAAGGAAUACUGCAUUCGGAACGUGUAUGUGCAAUAAAACGUUUAGAACUGCUGAACGCUUGAAGAUGUGUUGGAGGUAGGUAUUGUAUUUCUUCGGAUCGCAUACUCACGUCAUGUUGCAGUUUGCAGACUCGGCACAUGCACUGAUUGGUGCCGCCUCGGGUCACCCGUCGUCGGACUUAGCUAACCUCACUUAAUUACUUG
Molecule: messenger RNA, 3875 nt
Organism: Xylaria bambusicola
Lineage: Eukaryota; Fungi; Ascomycota; Sordariomycetes; Xylariales; Xylariaceae
Exons: 2
Coding region: 364-3447 (1027 amino acids)
Source: RefSeq, a predicted model, not a curated record